GGGAAAAGGGCUAUCAAAAAUAUCUUUCACAGAGCCGCAUACGUACAUUGUGCCAAAAAUAUGCAGUUUAUAAGCAAUCGAAAAAAUAGAAGAAGCCGGAUUAAUCCCCUAGAUAGUUCACAAAAUGCUUGGACUAAUACACACGGCUUACAGAUGUAUAAAAUUCCACCAACGGACAACAUAACCUUGGAAGAGUUCGAAGAGUUUGCCAUUGAUCGAUUGAAAGGUACGCGAUCAUGUCUUGAGAGAUUAUAAACUAGUAUCUUGCUUAAAGAACAAGAGUUUUGAUUGUUUUUCGCGUAAUUCUCUUCUCGAGACAUUGAGGGAGUAAGAAUCAGUUGGUGCUACCUGGGAGAAAGGCUAUAUUCCGAUUUUAGAAAAGUGUAGAUAUCAACUGCAUGCAUGAAUUUGUGAAUUUCAAUGCGUUGGUCAAAAUAAUUUGGUAUUUGUCGUUUCGUGAUGCCUUAUCUCAUACGGACAAGUGUUAAACGACCUACGCCAUUAACUUAACUUUUAUAGGUGGAAAAUACCAGGAUUCACCCGUGAUACUGUACGUAAGCUUGCAUAAAUGAUUUCAAAACAUAUUUCUACAGAAAGACUACAAGCUUACCCUUUGGGGAGGUAGUAAGGAUGUUUUAGCUGAAGCGAAUGCUGUGUUCUGAUUGGCUACGAGAGGGAGCAAGAUGGGCCUAUCUUGCAAGCUUUGUGGUCAUAUUUUACACUUAAUGUCAGAUCCCGAGGGAAACAGUUAGUUUUGUUUUCCCGAGAGUCCCGAUGUUUCCCGAAACGAAGCCGAGGGAAGCAUCAGGAUUAGAGGAAAAACAAAACUAACUGGUUUCCCAAGGGAACUGACAUAAAGUGUUUUGUUAUAUUUCUAGACCCUCACUUCAACAGCAACAAGAGAUAACCCGAGCGAACCAAAACAGUCAACUCGGUACUUAUAACAACACCAAUUUAAUUCUCAAAACUUAUAUGAUCUGCAUCAUUUUCCUCCACUAGCUGCUGUUUCUCUUCUGGGAUAACUUUUAAAAUUGUUGUUUUUUAGCUUGAGGCUUUAUGAUUGUGUUGUUGUGUUCAUUCACGAAAAAGAAAACUGGCGGUGUUUUUCCACCUUCUGUCUCACCACUUUCCACCCGUGCUUUGAUCACGUGCUGUAAUGUAUCCCGAACAGGGUACAUUGUCUUAUGUAUCAUGGAAAAUACAUUUAAGCAAAUAAAAACUAUCCACGACAAUACUAAUGGAUAAAAGGGAAAACUUGUUCAUAUGAUACAAAUUCUGCCAUCUGCUGUAAGCUUGACUCAAAAUCUCUCUAUUAUCAUACAGUUCUGGCUUUCUUGUUGACUUGUUGUCACAGGUCUCCCCUCCAACCCACCACUGCAGGUGACAAUUAAGACAAAGGCCGGCAAAUGGUACCUAUAAAAAUAUUUUGCGAGUCUCAGAAACUUUUCAUCCAAUCUCAAAAUCUUAGAACUGAAGUCCUGUUGUUGUUAGCUUUGUUUGAACUUUUUUAGCUUGCGAGCAAGCUCCAUUUGGGGGAUAUCGUGAAAAGUACACGCGCGAGAGGCACGCGCUUCGCUCACCCAAAUAGGAGAGCUUGCUCGCAGGCUAUAACUUUUUGCUUUAAAGUCACAGAUUUUUAUCAACCCAUUCUUAAAGUACUUAAACAAUGGCAAACACCCGCUCAAAGAGUUUACUCACUAUUGUCUUUCUUUUUAGUUCUCAGAGAGGUGGAAACAUUUGGUAUUCGAUACAAAAGAGGGUCUAAAGAUUAUGAAAAUGCCAUGAAGGAAAGCUUGAAAAAAUUCUUGCCCCUGGCACAGAGAGCCACAAACAAGGUAGGGUAUUUUGCUGCUAUAGGAAGUCUUAUUAAACAGAUGCUUUCAAUUCCUUUAUCAGCUUACAGUCAUGCAGGUAGGGGUGAGGAAAACCUUUAUCUCAUGUCUUGAUUUACUUGUAUGAAACUAUUGUAGAAAUCACAUUAAAUUUAUGUGCACUGUACUAUGAAACCCAUGAGAGAAAAGAAGAAGGUGACCCCAAGGUCCAUUUACAAUAAGCAAGUAAGACAAUGGGAACAAGGAUUGCGUAGUGGUGAGAGCACUCGCCUCCCACCAGUGUGGCUUGGGUUCAAAUCCCAGUGUUGACGCCAUGUGGGUUGAGUUUGUUGUUGGUUCUCUUCCUUGCUCCAAGAGGUUUUUCUCCGGUUUCUCCAGUUUUCCCCUCUCCACAAAAACCAACACUUCCAAAUUCCAAUUUGAUCUUGAACGAACGGACACAUUUAAACGAGUUCAUAAGAACUCCUAAGUGCUUUGUGGGUAAACAAAUUACAAUUUACGAUUUACAAUAGACCAUUUCCGAGUUCUAAAAAUUCUCACUUCAAAAUGAGGCUAAUUGCAAAACCAUUGUGAAAAUGUGUUUUAUUUGCAUGAGAAUAAAUCAUUUUCAUAUCGCUUUGAAACAGAGGCCGAAGGUUUCUCAGAAAUGGCUUAUUUCCUGGACACUCUAAAGUGACAAUUUAGAGAGUAACCACCUAAUACAGGUCUGACUGUAAUGGCCUCUUAUAAAAAAACAUUAACAUCUUGCUAAAUUAAAUAUUGUGAUCUCUACAGAACACAGAGGAAGAGUUCAAUGAAAGAAGAAAAGAUCAUAUCUCUCAUUUUAUCCUUCGUCUUGCUUAUUGCAGAUCGUAAGUGAACAUAUUUAUCAUCUUUUAUCUUAUGAAUUAACUUACUGUCACAUUUCAGCCUAGGUUGGGGGUACAUUUUUCGGUGUACUCCAUGAAUUUUUGUGUGUCUAUGCUGCUGGUACAUAGAAACCUUUCCGGUUGGAAAGUAAAUGGAACAAAAACUUUUUGCAUCAUUUCCAUGGAAAAUUUCCAGGAACAACAGAAUGUGUGAAAAGUUCAUCCUGUUUUCCCGGUCGCAAUGUUCCAAACAGAGAUUUAUGUUCCAUUUCUUCAAAGCCAUCUUUGAUACAAGUUUCAGACUCUUGCGGCUGUUUUUCCGUAAAAUCCGGCAGAUUAGUGCAAAUUAAUGGUAAGUGCUAUUCUGGGAUGAAAUUUACCAGUCUUGAAUUUGCUUACCAUUAAUUUGCCUAACCGUGAACCAACCGGUCUGCCCAUGUAUAAUGGUAAAAACAAAACAUUGUACAAUAUAGGCUGACAAAAUAAAACAAACCUGAUGUGUGGCUAGAAAACAAAUUCCUACCCAAUCAAUAGUUGUAAAAAUGGCUGCUCAAGGUUGGUCACUGUAAUUUGUACCAAACAUUGUAAUAAACCUUUCUGAUCUAAUCUUUUAGGGAAGAUCUCAGGCGGUGGUUUCUGUCUCAAGAAGUUGAGUUAUUUCGGUAAGUGAAGUAUAACUAUUGCCUAAUUAUGGCCCCUAAAUCAGAGGCCGUAUAGAUAGGAAUGUAUUUUUUUAAGAGAAAAAAUACAUCAUUGUCAGAUCCAUUGAAUUUGAUUAAAAGAUAAAUUUUUUACAAGCUUUAAAGUGAUUUUACCUAAGAGCUUGGGAUCAGGGUUUUACAUGUAAGACUUUAAAAAUUUGUGUACAUCCAAAGAGGGUCUCAAUAGGGUCAACUGUUAGCUGUCAAAUGGCCUAACCAAAUGGUUUCAAGGUCUUUUUAUACAGUCAAAGCUCUCGUAAGAACCACUUCGGAAAUUCGAAAAAGUGGUCCUAACUAUAGAGCUGGUUGUUUAAAAGAACGAGCUCUCACAAGGGACCACAUGGUAAAAUAGUAAAGGGUGGUCACUUGCGGGGGCUUUAGAAACUCAUUAAUAAUUCAUAAAGAAAAACAAAAGAAAUUUAUGAUUAACUAGUGUCUUUAUAUCUGAUUUAGACAUGGCUAAACUUAAGGGCCAAUUUUGCAGACCAUUAGUUUCAUUUAAAUGUUGAUUCAUAGGAAAAAGACUCUGAGUAGUCGCUUAUGAGAGCUUAAAAAUAAAGGAAAUGUCCAGUUGGGUAAUCCCAAAAGUGGUCGCAGUCGCUUACGAGAGCUUUUCAUUACAAAGUUUAAGUCACAGUUCAAAUGGGGUUGCACAAAGGUGGUUGUAACUCGAGCUGGUCGCUUAUGAGAGUGGAUGCAAGGACAGCUUCCACUAUAUCCCACUAUUCUAGCUGCUCAUCACCAACUUUUGGCUUAUGAAAGAUCAUUAAACUGGAAAAACUAGUUCCAACAUUCAAAAAAUAAUAAAUAAGGUAUUACAGGGAAAAAUUUAGAAUAAUAAAAAUAAUAAUAAGUAUUAUAAUAACCUUUUCCAGCAUAACUCUCCAAUUUUCCACACCUUUCAUGAAUUCAAUUCUACAGUCUGUAAACUGUGUAAAAAUGGUACUUUAACUGUAUCUAUAUCAUGGUUAUUGAUGGAUGUACACUCUAUCCUCACCAGAAGUCCUAGGUUUCCUUGAUAGGAGAUAUUUAAUUUAUUAUUGUCCUUAAUUAUCCAUCAACUCUGUAAAAUAGGGGACUUCUCUAUGUCAGACCAUUACCUAGAUCUUGCUGAUUUACAUAAUUUUAUUGUAUUUUAUGGAUAGGUUUCGUUUUACUGUAUUAGCCAAAUGUGAUACACAACAGACAGACAUAUUCCUGAGUGACAAUGGACUGAAAUACGAACCAGUAAGUGCAACGACAAAAAGCCUGUUAGAAUAUCAUUCUUGCUGUUAAUAAUAUUUUGCUCUUUUGCAUGUAACAUCUUUAACCAUGUUGGUAAUGAGAUAUACAUGUAGGAACUGAUGGCAUGGUAAUUAUUCUUGUUUGCAAUAAAAUUUACAUUUGAAGUUAUUACUUUUUAAUACCGAGAUUUCAUUUAAAAGGUAAGGAUUAAUGUGUCACCAAUGAUAUUACAUCAUUUAUACUACUACAAGAGAAAUUUCUGCAAUUUGAUUGGCUCAGAGCAGAGGCAUUUCAGCUUAAUUUGAAAUACCUACAUGUGAAAAUAACAAAUCUUUUGCAGGUAGUAGUAUAAACAAAUAAUAGCAUGAUUUGUAUGUGAUAUUUGGCAUAAAUAACACUCAUGAUAUUUCAAAAUUGCCUAAAAUUUCACUUGCCUAACAGCUCGUGAAAAUUAAUUACGUAUAACAAUUAUUUUCUGAGAUAUCACUAGUGGUAUUUAUUCCAAAUAUCACUACAAAUCAUGCUAUCACCUAUACUAACAUUAGUUUUUAGAUCAGCAUAUGUACUGGUGUACACGUACAUGUGAAAAAAAAAUGCUACUUGUAAUUUUUGUAAGAUUAAUUAAUUUCAUUUCUCUGCAGAUCACAAAUGAAGAAAGAGAGGCAAGAAAAGAAGAGCUGAUGAAUUCAGGAUUCAACCUCACAAGUGAUAAAGUACUAAAUACAGACUACUUUAAGGUAAAGUUUAAAAUUAAUUCACACUGUUGUCAAGCAGAUACACUGUAACUGAAUUAAAAUGAUUAUGUGGAAGAAUUAUUAAAUUUUCUUUAUUAAUACCUUUGUUUCCCCAGGUUCCAUUCUUUGAUGCUCUUGAACUUGUGAGAUCAAGAAAGGUUUACCUAGAAAAUGUGAGUUCACUAAUGAAAAGCAGGGAUGCAAAUCUUUUUAGAAAGGACAAUAAUGAUGUCCAAGUUGCCAUUUUACAAAACAGAAAUGUUGUUGGUAUUAUACUCUACUGUAAGAGUUUUCAAAUUUCUUUAAGUACAAUCAUCUUCCUUUUUUUGGACACUUGAGACCGUGAGUCACUGUGCUUAUAAGUGAGAGUCCAUAACAUUGGGAGUUUAUUUCAGUCAAAUGUCGCUGGAAAUUCAGUUGCAGUCUGUAUUACAUGGAUGUCCAUCAAGACAAGAGUUGACUUACAGAGUUCUCCUUAUCAGGAGAUAACCGGUAAAAUUUACCUCCUGAAGCAACUCUUCUUACUGCCUACAACCACUUGAAGGUUUACUAAAAGUAAAUAGUUUUAAAAUAAAUGCAAGUUGUAAUCCAAUCUGAUUGUCACAAGGAAAUGAAUGAAUAUAUGGAAAAAUACAAAAGUAUACACAACUUUUCUUUUUCUGGGCCACGCAUUUUGGAAAGAGAACAUUGAAGAGAAAGUAAAAUUAUUGGAAUUAAACGUUUUAAGUUGUUGUCUAAAGGUGACAAAGGCCGAUUUGUGUUAAAAUAGGUCUUAAAAUGAGGAAAUGACAUGUCAGAGAACUUAGGUCCUAAAUUUUCCAGCUAGAGCAGAGCCAUGUCCCUCACUCCACUACCCCCCUCUCCCCAAGAAAGUGUACCUCUGGUACACAUUAUUUGCCUUAGCAGCCAUGAAUGGUCCCUUAUCUGCUGAGCUAAAAUUUAGGGACAACAGUGGCUUAUGCCAAUCUUUAGUUUCAAGAAGGAAACUAUUGUCUUUGGCAAUAAAAUAUUAUUGAUAUGUUUCAUCACCACAUCUGACUGCAAGUACUUUUAGAAUUAUUCUGAAAGUACAGACAUGGACAAAGUUUAUUUGGACAUUGUCUGACAAUUUGCAACUCUGAAUUUAUUGUUUUUAUGGUAUGUUUUGUGUUCCAGGGUUCUGCAUAUGUUCCAAGAGAUGAUCUUGUUUCCCUUGUGGCAAACGAAUUUCGUGUGCAGCUGUCUCGUGCCUUGGCUGUGGGUAUCUCUUGGUUUUUCGAUUUUACGUGUUAAUAAUUGACAAGACUGAUUUAUUAACAGUCCAAGUUGUUUGGUCAAGAUGGCUGGAUAUUAGCCUUGUUCUUUUUUGUGUUUUUUAUUCGGUGACCUCAACAAAUAAAAACGCAAAAAAGAACUUGGCUGAUAUCCAGCUGUCUUGACCUCACACUUGGUCAAUAAUGAUUCUGUCUUUCCUUCAGAUGACUGCAAGGGCAUUACCAUAUCUUGAAGAAGAUGAGAGACUGCUUCCAAAGUUAACAAAUCUCAGGUUUGUUUUACUUGCCCAGUACAAUGCAAUAACAUUAAGUGGUGAAUUUUGUUGUCUUGUGUAUGAUGACUUACUGGUAUUUCGUUAUAAUGUUUUUAAUAUUUAGUCGUCAGUAUGUUGGACAGGAUUACACUCAGAAAAAGUCUGUGGGAGGGAAAGUCACUCUGGAUCAAAUUGAUGGGGUGAGUUUACACUGCAUUCUGGGUUAAGCUGGUAUCCUAACACUCACACAGUGAUGUAUUCCAAGGAAUCCCCUCUUGCUUCAAAGCCAAGCAAAGUGCUUAUGUACAUGUAUAACAAGGCCCUAUGCAUCUACAUGUAGUCAUUCACUAGCCUGCAAAAACAGCCAUCUCUUCUUGCUCUUCACCAUUGGGGAUGUUUUGCCAAGAGGGACGUCUAAGUGGCAGCGACAGAAAUUCCAUACUGAUGAUGUAAAUCAAUGUAGCCUGGUAGUCAUGGGGUUCCAAAUAUGUUCAUUUCUCCUGAUUGAUGGUCAAAAAAUUAAUAAUUUUAAAAACAAGAAACUGGAAACUUUUAGCUUGUAUUCUUUAGCCAGCAAAACGUGUUUAAAAUGCUCCCCCAUGCCACUCACCAGUCAUAUUUUCAUUUGUGUUGUCUUCUAUUUUAUAGCUAUCAAAAACAUCUUAUCCUUUGUGUAUGCGUCAACUGCACACGGCAAUGAAAGAAAACCACCACUUAAAGCACUUUGGCCGACUGCAAUAUGGCUUGUUUAUUAAGGUAGAUGACAACUUUGUCGAAUGCACAACAGACUUAAUACCAAUCAUUAACUGUAGGACAUAAACGUUUUUUUCUUUAUUAUUAUUUGAAAAAUUCAUUGGUUUCAUUUAUCAGUGAUAAGUUUCUAAAGGGACCAAUUUUGUUGACGAUAGACUAAUAAAUCAUUGUAUGGCUAUUGUAAUUUCUUUUUAUGCUGUCUUUCUUUCAAUACCUUAUCUGAUGAUCAAUGUUUUUGGAUGUCUUAAUGUAGGGUAUUGGACUCAGUUUGGAAGAAGCACUUAUCUUUUGGAGAUCUGAGUUCACAAAGCUUAUGGAUGUUGAUAAGGUAUCGGUAUUUUUGACACCUAAGUGACAAUGAGUAAUACUUGAUUUGGAAGUAACAAAUAUGAUUCAUGAAAUAAAAAAUGUUCAAUAAUAAUGCUAACUAUUAAAAUCCUAUUUACAAUUAAUUCGCUUGAAAAAAGGAAAAAACUACUCAUUCAAAACACUAUUUACAAUUCCUGUCGAUUUUAAAAAGCACUUAAUUUAGCUUAGAAAGAGUUAAUUUAACUAAGAAAAACUUAUUCGAAUUAAAAACAUUUCAUUUCAAUAAAAAAAAAGCUGUCAGCCUCUAAAAUUCAAAAGUUUCUUUCAACUGUUUAAAAAAACACAAAAUAAAAUAAAAUAAAGACAAUUAAUAAAGCAUCUAUAGCUGUUGAGUCUAGGGAAGUCCUUAUAAUAAUAAUAAUAAUAAUAAUAAUAAUAAUAAUAAUGACAAUAAUAAUAAUAAACUUUAUUUACAUGUCAGGAUUUUUAGCUUACAAGCUAACUGGGGACACGACAAACACAGAAAUAAAAUGCUUAAGAUUAUAAAUACAGUGGUGGAAUUAGAUCUAUAAAGUGUAUGAUUAGAUUCUAUUGCUAUAUAUAAGAAUGUAAACACUAAAAAUAAAUUGACAUCAACAAAAUUCUCUUAACAAAGAUAGUUACUGGUGCCAUUAUGUUACAGGUCAAAUUUGAUUUCAGGUUAAUUUUGAUUUAACCUCAGGUGAUUCUUAAUUUCCUUUUUCUCUUAGCCCCCGAAGACAAAGGAAAUCCACAAUCAACCUAGGUCAAAUCAUAAUUAACCUGAAAUCAAAUUCGACCAGUAACAAUUAUUAUAUAAACACAAUCAUAUUUUCAUAAGUUUAUUGGUUCCUGAUUUUUUUUUUAAAAAAAUAUUUAUUAAUAACAAUAAGGUUGAGAGGCAUAAAAGGAGUAUAAAAUUACCAGUUAAUUUGUUUAAAAAUGAUAAUGAUACAAGGGCAAAAAAAAAUAAAAUAAAUAAAUAACGUUUUUUAUCUCCAUGUUUUGUUCAAGUAGUUUGACAAACAGUAUGCUUACAACAUUCGGCACAGUUAUGGGAAAGAAGGUAAAAGACAAGACUACACACCAUACAGCUGCAUGAAAAUCAUCAUGACUAACCCACCUGGACCAGGAGAUCAUCAUGGUAAAGCAUCAUAUUUUUCAGUCUUCCCUCAGUGGCCUGUGCUCAGAGGCUUGUUGUCCAUCCCUCAGUUUCUUUCCCUUGCAAAGAAGUUGAUGUUUGCCCAAAGGCAGUGUAGGGGGAACAAUGACAACACCAUUUUCUUGACAGUUGAAAAAAAAUUUUGGUUAAUUUUCCAGCAUGGAACGGAUGGUCAGAUGGAGAAGAUUAAUCCAUCUGCUAUUAUUUUUUUUUUUCUGUUAACUAUCCCCCAAUAUAAUAGAGAAUUUAUAGUUCACCCUUCUGUCUUAUUCUGAGGGGUCCAUAAACAGUGUUUGUAUUAACCAGGUGUGGGUGUUAAGCAGGUAGUGUUCAUUUCAUUGUACAUCAAAAUAAAAGGAAGGGAAGGGCUUUCCCAGUGACAUGGUGAACCAUGUGAUAAUUAUAACAAGGUGUCUGUGAAGCAGGGUUCCAAUGGUUGUUCCUUACACAUUCAUUGUGCACAUGUAAGCAUAAAAUUGUGAUAAUGUCGUCAGGAGACACUUACCUUCUUUUUGAUCAGUUAUCUCCUGAUCUCUUCACAGGCUGCCCAUUCCGACACACAGAUGCUGAUCUACUGCGGCAACGUUUAGCAGCUUACAGGAUUCCCAAGAAGGGUAUUGAUGAGGUACAGUUGAAAGCCAUAACAGAAAAACGGGUUCUUUUCGAAUACUGUCACAAUGUCUUUAAGCAGAGUUCUUCAUUACAAACAGGUGUGUUAAGGUGUAAUAGUUCAUACUGUACAAUAUUGGUCUCCUCUUCGUUUACAGAUAAUGGAGUUUGUCAAAGAGUCCCAUUACCAGCUGGCUUGUACAAGAUACUUUGAGCUAACACAUGGGGUAUGAACUGUUUCUCCAUUUUAAUUUGUUACAUGCAAUGGGAUCACCAUUAGAGUUCUAUUUCUUCUAAUUUUAAUUUGUGUCAACUACCCUACCUAGGUAACUGCCAGCUCUGCCAUAAACCAUCCAAACCAAUACUUCGAUGAAAGCCGCCAAGUUCUGCAAGAUGGAAAGGGUGGGGCAUCACGCCUUGGAAAUGACACUCCCAGUGGGCUUGAGCAUGUAAGAGCUACUGUAAAGAAUGAGAAAAAUGGUGCACCUAAUGCCACCACAAGUAAUGACAUAGGUGACAUUCAAAUGGAUGAUGACGAUGACAUGCUUGGGGAAAUAGAAGGAAUGGACACAAUGGCUUAACUACAGCUGAAGUGGAUCAAAUGAAACUGAUGUAUAAAAAGGACUAACUUGAUGUGAUCUAGUCCAGAAUUUUUAAAUCAGGGAUCUUAGCUUCAAGUUUCUUGAUGGCUCUUAAGGUUCCUCAACGUGUGGGAAUAAUCGACAGAAGUUAUCAAACACCUAUUCUGCAUUGCAGAGGUGCACCAAGUCUUGAUAUAAAUGUAAUGUAGUUUCUGAUCUGAAAACUUUUACUUUUUUGCUAUCUGUGUUAAAAAAAUGUACACUAUGAUUUAAAGAUUAUCAGUUGAAAAGUUUAUU
Molecule: messenger RNA, 10575 nt
Organism: Porites evermanni
Lineage: Eukaryota; Metazoa; Cnidaria; Anthozoa; Scleractinia; Poritidae
Source: the annotation of a GenBank genome assembly